CAUCUUGUUCUCAUUCUGGCUUUGCCAACAGAUUCAAUAUGUCCCAGUCCAGCAGAGGAAGGAACAAUCCGGUUUAUCACACAAACCAUCCAGAGGAGCCCACAAGCCCAGGACAAAAUGAAGAUUAUCUACACUCUGAUCAGAAUGUGCUGUACACAGAAAGUACUACUGCAGAGCCAACAAGAAUGUCAACAUGCGGCCAAAACUCUCCCAGUGGUCAAGGACAAGACAUGUUGGAGGCUACAUAUGGAGCUGGCAAUGAAGUCGAACAAACAAGCACAAAUGAGCAUUAUUAUAUGGCAGAUAAUAAUGAUAUCCCCACCCCAGAGGUUGAUAAUGUGUAUUCUGUAUAUGACACGAUCCAAGCUGAAAACUCUGCCAUGUACGCUGCCCCAUCAGGGGAAAAUGAAGAAGAUGGUAAUUCUAAUGGAAACAUCAAAAAAGAACAGCAAAACACUGAAAACAUCAUGCAAGCAGACAGUACACUGACUGACGAUGGUGACAUUGAACCUUAUGCUGUUACAGACAUGUUUGAUAACGAAACCUAUCUUGGCACAACAACAAAUCUCAGCACAUCAAAAAAAUGCUUGCCAACAGGCUUCAGCUGACUCCAGUCAUGACACCACCCAACACGUACACAAGCUUCCCAAUCCUCCAAAUGCAAAGGUUUGUUAUCCAAAUCCGAUGUACAGAGCAGACCUCCAAAAGGCCAAUAAACUUCACGUGACUCGACGUUUUUUUGCUGCAUUGGGGGUAGUCCUGCUGGUUAUGGGACCAAUCAUAGGAUUUUAUCUCUUUGCUCCAGGCAUGCAUAAGGAUAGUCCUAUGAAAGAAGUCAGCAACUUAAGUACAAUGAAUGUACAUGUAACAGAAGUGACC
Messenger RNA from Branchiostoma belcheri (Belcher's lancelet), 879 nucleotides. RefSeq lists its product as uncharacterized. NCBI's taxonomy places the organism in Eukaryota, Metazoa, Chordata, Leptocardii, Amphioxiformes, Branchiostomatidae. The transcript has 3 exons. The record is from RefSeq and is a predicted model, not a curated record. Bases 39 to 608 code for a protein of 189 amino acids.